AUGCCUCCUCCCCAGGACGAGAGGGAGGCGCGCCAGAGCUACGCUAAAGAUUGCUUUGAAAUUCUCCGAGACAAAGCAGUGAAGAUCCUGAAUAGAAACAGUCAAUAUUCUAGUAGGAACAGCAAUGCUCUCAGUGGUACCACUCUGAAAUGGGUUUGGUUCCAAGGUUCUGUUCCCAGUGGUGCUGUGUCCAUCUGGAAUGACUAUGCCAAGAGGACAGAAUACCCCUGUUAUGAAUCAGGCUGCACACCUGGUUUCUACAGCCCAAAACGUGGCUCCUACUGUUUGUAUCCUUAUGGAAACAAGGAAUAUAAGACUUCCCAGUUCCGGCUUUUGGUAAAUGAAAACAACUUCGAAUCACUGAAGUGGCAAAAGGAUUCCUGGGGUGAUGUUCCAUUGAAUUCUAUAAACAGCUGCCCAGGAUACCAAACAUAUGUAUGGGAAAAUAAAUACGGCCUUGGGAAGGUAGUCCCCCAACAUAAGGCUUUCUUUAUAGGGAUAAAUGGUAAGGCAUACUGGUAUAAACAUUAUGAUGUUCUGGUGGUUUACAAAGACUAUGUCUCACAGCACAUUUACAAUGUUCAUUAUAUGAAGGAAAAGGGGACAUACACCAAUCAGGCCUUGACCUUAGUUUCCAUCAGAGUCACCAACAAGAAUUGUAAAGCGGUGAAGAAAAUUACCUCACUAUCCAAAACAAUAACAAAUGAACAUCGCUGGGAUUUUAGCACUUCCAUCUCAAUAGGUGUGAGCACUAGCAUAACCGGAGGGAUCUUUUCGAUAGUGAAUAUGGGAUGGAGUCUCAGUAGGGAGAAAAUGUUCAGUUGGAGUGAGGGGUCUGCAAUGACCAAAUCAGUCACAUUUUCAGAAACGGUAGAAGUUGAUGUUCCCCCUAACCACACGUGUGAGGUGACAAAGGAAGGCCAAAGAAUGUAUGGGAACAUUCCCUUCACUGCAACAGCGACUCGUGAAUAUCGCAAUGGGGAGAGACGAAGUGGCACUGUCCAGGGAGUCAGUAAAAAUACUAUUGUGGCACAUGUGGAUACCUAUGUAAAGCAGUGCCAACCAAUCCCAAAUGCAACUCCAUGUAAGUAAUUAGGUCAUGGGGAUCUGCCAGCUUUAUAGCCACAUUAGCAGAAAUCAAGAAGGGGA
This is a messenger RNA of Heteronotia binoei (common prickly gecko), 1149 nucleotides long. Its product is annotated as natterin-3-like. Lineage: Eukaryota; Metazoa; Chordata; Lepidosauria; Squamata; Gekkonidae. Bases 1 to 1092 code for a protein of 363 amino acids. The record is from RefSeq and is a predicted model, not a curated record. The transcript is spliced from 2 exons.